Molecule: messenger RNA, 2271 nt
Organism: Macrosiphum euphorbiae (potato aphid)
Lineage: Eukaryota; Metazoa; Arthropoda; Insecta; Hemiptera; Aphididae
Source: the annotation of a GenBank genome assembly
AUGGAUAAUGAUAUAUUGGAUGAAAGGUCGAGAGAAUUUUUAGAAACUGCAGAUCAGUAUAUAACCGAACAUGGCCAUCAACAUGUAUCUGAAGAAAAUAGUAAACAACUUGUCAGUGACCAACAUAAUUUGCCUGAAGAAUUCCGUAUCGAUGAGAAUGGAGAAUUGUCCCAUCAUACAACUGGGUAUUAUGAUACAAAUGAUAUUUUAUCUGGUGAUGGAUCUACAACUCUCACUGAAGAUGACCACCGAUUAGCCAAUGAACUAGCUGCUGAGCUUGCCCAACAGAACAAAUCUCUUGUUGAUGGUGGCCAUCACGACACUCAUCUUAUGACCAGCUAUCUAUAUAGUACUGAUUUUGAUUUAAACACGAAUAGUAAACAUUCAUCCCAAACUUCAAGUCAUAUCAAUAAUCAACAAAUUAUUAGUUCUGAAAAUUUAAUAGAAGUUGAAGCUUCAGAAUCUGAUUACCAUGCAGAAAUACAAAAUAAUUUACCACACAAAAAACGUUUUCGCAAAAGAGAAUCCACCCCGGCUCCAAUGAGAAGUAUUCAUUCAAAGUGUUACAAAUGUAAACAAUGUGGUGAACAGUUUAAUUCUCAAUCUGCAGUUACUGCACAUAAACUAAUACAUGCUCCUAAACUGAAAGUUGGUGGCCGAAUGCCAUUCUUAUGCGAGAUCUGUGAUAAACAUUUUACACAUCAAAUUAAGUUUUUUGAACAUCUAAAAUGCCAUUAUGAACCACAGCAAAGUAAAGUAAUUGUAGUUACCACAGACUCUGGUACUUCACCACAUCAUGUAAAUUAUCAAAAUCACAAUAUUCAAGAAUCAACAGAUAAUAAUGAAAAUCAAUAUAUUGAAGAAACCAUUGAAGACCAACCAGAACUUCAUGAUCUUCCUCCACUUCAGAGUUAUAGAUUAACAGAAGAUGAGAGCAUGGAAGAUAAUAAACAUUGCAUAUUUUCAUCUGAUGGAUCUAUAUUGGCUGCUCAACUUCAGCAGCCAUUUCCUUCAUGUCAUCUCUGUGGUAGAAAUUUUCGACGUUUAAAAGCAUUGGAAAUUCAUAUGGCAUCUGUACACCCACAACCUGCAACUGUUGUUACUGUAAAACAGGACUGUUUGGAAGAGUUUUCUGAUCCAGAAGAUCUAAUGGAAGGCAUUCGUCAUAUGGUACCUGGUGUAGCUGAUACUGAAUCAGAAACUGAUGAAAAGCAACCAAUACAAGACCAAAUUUGGGAGUACAAUGGUGAAAGUAUUACAAAUCAUGAAGAACCUAUGAUUAAACCUAAAGAAGAAAAUAAUUGUUUGUUAAAUGGAAACGAUGAUAAUGGUGAAAACAGUCGAGCGGAACACACUUGGGAAGACGAUACCGAUGAAUUGGAACAAAUAAUGAAAAAAAAUAUAUCAAAGAAUCUUGUAUGCACUCAAUGUAAAAGAAAGUUCAAUCAUCGUAAUUCUCUACUAUAUCAUUUAAGAUCACAUUCCGGUAAAAGACCACAUAGCUGUAAACUAUGUCCUAAGAGUUUUUUCUCCAGCAGUGCUCUUAAGGUACACAAUCGGCUACACACCGGAGAUAAGCCUUUUGAAUGUGAAUGGUGUGGAAGAAAUUUUCGACAGUGGGGUGACCUUAAGUAUCAUAUUGCUUCAUUGCACUCUGAGUCUAAACAAUUUCAAUGUGAAUUUUGUGGUAAAGACUUUGCUCGUAAAUACUCUUUGAUUGUGCAUCGUCGAAUACAUACGGGUGAAAAGAAUUAUGUUUGUGAAUUUUGCAAAAAAACUUUCCGUGCGUCCUCAUAUUUGCAAAAUCAUCGUCGAAUUCACACAGGUGAAAAACCAUAUAAAUGUGAGACUUGUGGUAAAGCAUUCAGAGUACGUUCAGACAUGCGUCGACAUACUGUAGUACAUAGGAAAGAUGUUGUAAACACUGUUCAAAUUAAUAGUUAUCCUGGUCAAGUGAGUGGAAUUGUUACAUCUUCUGACAUGAGUAUCCAUUUAACUAAAUUGGAAGUGAAUAAAGAUAAAAUAACAGCAGAAUCUGAUGGAGAUGUUAAAUUCCAUGAAAAUUUCUCUCAUGAUUCCAAUCAAAUAUUAACUGCAGAUGAAGUUAGUGCACCUCUUAAUCUCAAUUUACGAGCUCAAGAUAAUGGUCAUGACGAUGAAUCAACUAAUUUUGAACAGUUUAAUGGCCGUCAAGAAAUAAUUGAUCGGGAAACAAAUACUUUAUACGUUUGGAUUCCAUCCAAUACUGAGCAAUUAUUACAAAGUGAAUAA